AUGGCACCAAAAUCAAAGAAAAGUGAUGCAUCUCUUGGUCGUGUAUUGAUUAAAUCAAGAAAUAAGAAACUUGGUAGAAAUAUUAAUCAAGAAACUGUUGCUAUGUAUACAACUGAUAUAGAUCCAAAAGAUGAAAGAAAGAAAUUAUAUUCAAAUACAGAUCAGAACAAUCAGUUGGCGAACUUCUUGGAGGUUUCAGAGAUGGAACAAAAGAUUUUCGAAGCAGAGAAACAGAAUGUAGUUGUGUUGAUGAAGACAACCUCAACUGUACUCUCAAAGGAAGAAAGAGAAGCAAAGACACAGGAGCACAAGAAACUACAGGAAAAGAACAAUCAAUUUUGGAAUUCAUUGACCGUACCAAGAAGACCGUACUGGGAUGAAAACACAACCACCGAACAACUCCUUGAAAAUGAGAAAACAUCAUUCUACAAUUGGAGAAGAUCAUUAGCAAAGUUGGAAGAAGAUGAAGGUUUAAUUAUAACUCCAUUCGAAAAGAAUCCGGAAGUCUGGAAACAACUUUGGAGAGUUACAGAAAAGAGUGAUAUUUUGGUGCAGAUUGUCGAUGCUCGUAAUCCAUUGUUGUUCCGUUCACCGGAUCUCGAGAGAUACGCAAAGGAGCUGAAUGUAAAGAAGACCAACUUGUUGAUUGUGAACAAGGCCGAUCUUCUCACAAAGGCACAGCGUAGAAAGUGGGCACAAUACUUUGCCUCGGAGAAUAUAAACUAUCGAUUCUUCUCUGCGCACAAAGAGCAGCUAAAGAUUGAAAAGAUGAAGCAGAUCUACCGUUUGAUCGAUGAGGGUGCCGACAUCGAUAUCGAAGAGACACGUCGCGCCAUCGAGGGAAACAACGCCGCCGAAGACAAGGAAAUCAAGAUCUACACUCGCGAAGAGAUUCUCGAGGAAUUCAAGAAACUGUGUCCCGCGCCACUCCAAGAGAAUCGUUUCGACGGUCGUAUCGUUGUCGGUCUCUCUGGUUAUCCCAACGUCGGUAAGUCCAGUACGAUCAACGUGCUCUACGGUGAGAAGAAAGUCGCCGUCGCGCCAACACCCGGUAAAACAAAAUACGUACAGACCAUCAUUGUCGACGACGACGUCGUUCUGCUCGAUUGUCCGGGUCUAGUUUUCCCAACACUUUUGUCGUCCAAGGCAGAGAUGGUCAUCAACGGUCUGCUGCCAAUCGACCAGUUGCGUGACUUUGUGUCGCCGGUCGACGCCAUCUGUGAGAAGGUCGCCCGUUCCUACAUCGAGGAGGUCUACUCCAUCGGUAUCCCCAAGCCAAAGGAGCACGAGCCACAAGACCGUCCCCCCACAGGUGCCGAGGUGCUGUCGGUCUACGCGUACAUGCGUGGUUUCAUGACUGUGCACGGUGCUCCCGACCAGUCGCGUGCCGCCCGUAUCAUAUUGAAGGACUUUGUCGCCGGAAAGCUGCUCUACUGUCAUCCACCUCCAGGAUACGACGCCGAGAAAUUCCAGAGAAAACAAAAGUCCGCCGUUGAAGCGGCAGCAGCAGCUUUGAGCGCCGCCAACGGAACCGCACCGGUAAUCAAAGAGAAGAAAAAGAUGACCUACGACGUCAGUGUAGAGAGUGAAAGUAACUACGAUGUACAACAGAAUGUCAUUGCCAAAACAAAGUCUCAGAAGAACAAGAAAAAGAAACAGGUCACCGGUGAAGAUGUUAGAUUUACAAGACCGGUCUACGUACACAAUGAAGAAUCGAUUUCCACCAGACUACAAAAGUUACACCUGAAAGAACAAGCUCUUAAAGAUAUGGCAUUAAAAUUAAAACAACAAAAACAAGAAUCAUCAUCAUCAUCAUCAUCAUCACAAUCAGAAACUUCAACUACCACAACAACCACCACAACUACCACAUCAACGUCAUCAUAA
This is a messenger RNA of Heterostelium album PN500, 1884 nucleotides long. RefSeq lists its product as uncharacterized. Gene Ontology annotation, molecular function: GTP binding; GTPase activity. Bases 1 to 1884 code for a protein of 627 amino acids. The record is from RefSeq and is a predicted model, not a curated record. Gene Ontology annotation, biological process: ribosomal subunit export from nucleus. Lineage: Eukaryota; Evosea; Eumycetozoa; Acytosteliales; Acytosteliaceae. Gene Ontology annotation, cellular component: cytosol. The transcript has 3 exons.